Molecule: messenger RNA, 897 nt
Organism: Sodiomyces alkalinus F11
Lineage: Eukaryota; Fungi; Ascomycota; Sordariomycetes; Glomerellales; Plectosphaerellaceae
Product: putative dioxygenase
Exons: 5
Coding region: 1-897 (298 amino acids)
Biological process (GO): catechol-containing compound metabolic process
Molecular function (GO): ferric iron binding; catechol 1,2-dioxygenase activity
Source: RefSeq, a predicted model, not a curated record
AUGGGUUCCGUGCAGGAUAUCUCCAGCAAGACCGACGGCACCACGACCCUUGGCCAGGAAUUCACCAAAAAUGUGAUCCAGUCCAUGGGUCCCAACGCCUCGCCGCGGAUGCGCGAGGUCAUGAGCUGCUUUAUCCAGCACAUUCACGACUUUGCACGGAAGUGCAACCUCACAGUGGACGAAUGGACUGCCGCCGUCAAGAUGAUCAAUUGGGCCGGCCAGAUGAGCGAUGAUAAGCGGAACGAAGGCCAGCUUAUGUGCGAUAUUCUUGGCUUGGAGUCGCUCGUUGAUGCAAUUACCUAUGAUCAGGCCCUGAAGAGCGGCAAGCCAGUCACUGCGUCGGCCAUCCUGGGUCCCUUCUGGAGGGCCGAUACCCCUACCCGCCCGAACGGUGCCAACAUUUCUUCUGAUACCCCCGAGGACGGCCAGCUCGUCUACAUGCAUGGAAGGGUGACCGAUGCCGAAUCCGGGAACCCCAUUCCCAAUGCUACGAUCGACGUUUGGCAGGCAUCCACAAAUGGACUUUAUGAGCAGCAAGACCCCAACCAAAAGGAGCACAACCUGCGCGGCAAGUUCAUCACGGACAGCUACGGGGAGUAUUCGCUCUACUGCCUUCGUCCCACCCCCUAUCCGAUUCCGAACGACGGCCCUGCUGGCAAGCUCCUGGCUCUACUCGACCGUCACGAAUGGCGACCAGCUCACAUUCACUUGAUUGCCCUCGCCGAUGGCUACAAGCCCAUUACCACCCAGAUCUUCGACAAGGACUCCGCCUACCUGAACGACGACUCUGUGUUUGCCGUUAAAGAGGGCCUUGUAGUGUCCUUUGCCGAGAGGAAGAAUGACCCGCAGGCUAGCUUGGAGCUCGCGUAUGAUGUUCACCUGGGCCGAUGUAUUUAG